CAGACCGGAGCAGAUGGUGGGGGGGUGCAGGCAGAGCAAGCCCCUCCCCCUCCCAGAGAGCAGCUCUAGCGGUCAGGGAGCAGCAGCAGCAGCAGCAGCCGCAGCCUCGGUGCCUCGAGUCCGCAGCGUCAGCCGCUCCUCCACCGCUCGGCCCUCUCGCUCCCUCUCCUCUCUGACUCAGCUCUCCAUCGCCAUCCCCGUGUCUGCAGGUGGCUGUUUGAGGUCAGUCCCUGAGAGCAGAGUCCGCCUCUCUCCAUCGCCGCUCAUCCUCGGUCAUGGCGAGCGCCUUGAUCAGCCGUCAGCUUGCUCUCUGCCUGCAGAAGAACUUAUGGCUCGGCUCUACAGGCUGCAGGUACGUCAGUAAGGCAGCGGCAAAGACGCAGGUGGAGUUUGACUAUGAUGGACCCUUAAUGAAAACUACAGUCCCAGGGCCUCGAUCACAAGAGCUCACAAAACAACUGGGAGACAUUCAGAAUGUCGGUGCUGUCAACUUCUUCUGUAACUAUGAGGAGAGCAGAGGAAACUACUUGGUGGACGUGGACGGAAACCGCAUGUUGGACAUCUACACGCAGAUCUCCUCCAUUCCCAUCGGCUACAACCAUCCUGCUCUGCUCAAGCUGAUGGCCAACCCCAACAAUCUGAGCACCAUCGUAAACCGACCUGCGCUUGGAAUCCUGCCGCCGGAGAACUUUCCAGAGAAAGUAACUGAAAGUCUUCUCUCGGUGGCUCCCACUGGAAUGACUCGCGUUCAGACGAUGGCCUGUGGCUCCUGCUCCAACGAGAACGCCUUCAAAUCCAUAUUCAUCUGGUACAGAAACAAGGAGCGGGGCCACAACACACCAUCUGAAGAAGACAUGAGCUCCUGCAUGAUCAACCAGGCCCCCGGCUGCCCAGACCUCAGCAUCCUGUCCUUCACCGGAGCGUUUCAUGGAAGAACGCUGGGUUGCUUGGCAACAACUCACUCCAAAGUGAUCCAUAAGUUGGAUGUGCCGUCGUUUGAUUGGCCGAUAGCUCCGUUUCCCAGACUCAAGUAUCCUCUGGAGGAGUUCAGCAGAGAAAACGCUCAGGAGGAGGCUCGCUGUCUGGAGGAGGUGGAGGACCUGAUCGUGAAGUGGAGGCAGAAGGGGAAGCCGGUGGCAGGAAUCAUCAUUGAACCCAUUCAGGCUGAAGGGGGAGAUAACCACGCCUCCCCAGACUUCUUCAGAAGCCUGCGCAGCAUCGCGCGCAAGCAUGGCUGUGCUUUUCACGUGGAUGAGAUCCAGACCGGCGGCGGCUGCACAGGAAAGUUCUGGGCCCAUGAGUACUGGGGGAUGGACGACCCCGCUGACAUCGUGUCCUUCAGUAAGAAGCUGCUGACCGGCGGGUACUACCAGAAGGAGGAGCUCCAGGCCGAUAAGCCGUACCGCAUUUUCAACACCUGGAUGGGGGACCCCUCAAAGAACCUGCUGCUGGUGGAAGUUCUCAACGUGAUCCGCAGAGAGAAUCUUCUGGAGGAAGUGGCGCGUUCUGGCAAAGCUUUGCUGAACGGCCUCUACGAGCUGCAGGCUCAGUACCCCGGCCUGCUGAGCCGAGCUCGAGGACAGGGGACGUUCUGCGCCAUCGACGUGAAGGACUCGGCCACCCGAGACAGACUGCUGCUACAGGCCAGAGACAAAGGCGUCCUUCUGGGAGGAUGCGGCGACGUGUCCAUCCGUUUCCGUCCUGCGCUCGUCUUUAAGGAGUACCACGUCCACAUCUUCCUCAACAUCUUCAACGACAUCCUGGCUCUGAACAAAUAGAUCUCCGUCCCAGCGGAACCUGACUGGAUCUACAUAGGACCCAAUAAAAUGGAGGGAGGGAAUCAGGCCGUCACCAGAAGCACAAUGGACACAUCUCCUUCAAACACAUUUAAAACUGGAACUUUCUUUGGACUCUAGAGCUUCUUUAACGUCUUUUUUCUCACUACGUCGUCCAGACUUUGUGCCAGAGGAGCCAUUUUCAAGCAGAAGAUGCUUCGUAGAACUACAUCGACUGAUCUUGUUCAGCUGGAUGGAUGUUGUUCCCCAGAGUCGGACCAGACUGUCAGUCAACACCAGCAGCACAUGGACACGUUCUCGCUAAAGAAGCAGAUCUACAUGAACUAGAUCCGCCCUGUUUCUAUUCGCCCACUUUGGCCUCAUCAGGCUUUUAAUGAUAGUUUCACAUUCUUAACUCUGCUCUACUGUUAUGACUUCAGUCCCGUUAAUUAAAAGCGAUGUUUUCUGGCCCCUGAGGGCCCCAUAUCUCGCCCUGAGGGGCCGGAUUUUGCCCG
Cyprinodon tularosa is the source of this 2290-nucleotide messenger RNA. RefSeq names its product 4-aminobutyrate aminotransferase (gene abat). The record is from RefSeq and is a predicted model, not a curated record. The transcript has 16 exons. Gene Ontology annotation, cellular component: mitochondrion. Lineage: Eukaryota; Metazoa; Chordata; Actinopteri; Cyprinodontiformes; Cyprinodontidae. Bases 276 to 1778 code for a protein of 500 amino acids. Gene Ontology annotation, molecular function: pyridoxal phosphate binding. Gene Ontology annotation, biological process: GABA catabolic process.